CCAAACAGCAUCCCCAGGUUUCGCGCACGGAUUUUUCUCUUCAACUUUACCCAGCGUCAAUCUUUGGAUGCACAGCCCAGCCACAGGAUUCCUUUCUGUCUCGUCUUGGUCCCUCCUGGGUAGUCUGUUUAUUGCUGUUUCGGAAGCCCCGUGGAGAGCUAGUUGCCCUCCUCUUGUUCCCUCUGUUUCCUUGAGUUAGUUUUCCGAGGUUUUACCGGGGCUCGAGAUCUCUUGGACCGAAUGGAACUUUUUGCUGCCUCUUUUUGCUGCUGAUUCUGUCAGUGGACGAGGAAAAAGGCUUCGGAGGCAGAAGAGGCGCAGGGGAGGUGGAGAAAGGUGGAGGAAGUGGACGAGGGGGAAGCCGAAGGGGCUCGGCGCGUGUGUGUGCGUGUGUGUGCAUGUGUGCAUGCGUGUGUGAGUGCAUGUGUGUGAGUGUUGCGGCUGCCCAGGACCCCCGGCCCCGAAGGUGUUGGCUGAAAUAUGGAGAAUAGUCUUGGAUGUGUUUGGGUACCCAAGCUGGCUUUUGUACUCUUCGGAGCUACCCUGCUCAGCGCACAUCUCCAAGUCACCGGUUUCCAGAUUAAGUCUUUCACAUCACUGCGCUUCCUGUCGGAACCUUCUGAUGCCGUCACGAUGCGGGGAGGAAAUGUCCUCCUGAACUGCUCUGCAGAGUCUGACAGAGGAGCUCCAGUUAUCAAGUGGAAGAAAGAUGGCAUCCACCUUGCCUUGGGGAUGGACGAAAGGAAGCAGCAACUUCCAAAUGGCUCUCUGUUGAUACAAAACAUACUUCACUCCAGGCACCAUAAGCCAGAUGAGGGACUCUACCAAUGUGAGGCAUCUUUAGGAGAUUCUGGGUCAAUUAUUAGUCGGACAGCAAGAGUUGCAGUGGCAGUUAAACAAGACUAUUCUAGAGCAAAGAUGUCCUGGCGAUACAGUGGUCAGCCGUCUUGGUUUAACCUGGACUGA
Molecule: messenger RNA, 966 nt
Organism: Orcinus orca (killer whale)
Lineage: Eukaryota; Metazoa; Chordata; Mammalia; Artiodactyla; Delphinidae
Product: netrin receptor DCC-like
Exons: 3
Coding region: 481-966 (161 amino acids)
Biological process (GO): cell-cell adhesion
Source: RefSeq, a predicted model, not a curated record